AUGGCGCCAGCCUUCACUGUGCGCUCUCUAGACUUGCGCCCCAGGUUGAAAAGCGGCUCCAAGAAGAUCGUCAAGCCGAUCCGCGCCCUGUAUCGUAAGGUCGUCCUUGAGGUCGUCUUCCCUCCCUUGCCAGAAGAGGCGAAAGACAGCAAAGCUUGCGAUUCCAGUUCGGCCUCGUCACCGUCCAGCAGUCAAACAUCGCGGAAGCACGCUGGCGGGAAUGCAGAGAUCUAUUGCAGCAUCUGUGCAUCGCGGUCCGCUGGCGAUGCGGAAUCCGACAUCCCAGCUCUAUGCCCUACGCCGCCCUCGCCCGCGUCGAUUGCCUCGAUGAGUGAGGCUUCGACCUCCGUCGGACAGGAUCACACGGCUGUAUCGCAAAAUGAUGGCACCAUCUCCACCACAUCUUCCCUUUCCCUCGCAGCAUCUUCCCCUGCCGAAACACGCAAGCCCAGCACCAUCCCCUCCCUAGACACCCUCAGCGAACAACAACAAUCCGCCCUCGUGCACGCCUAUGCCGCCCACAUCGAAGAAGACUACGCCCACAUCAUCCCUUGGAGCGAGCGGCGCACGCACCUCCAGCACUUCCUCUCGCACCACUGGCCCUUCGAGACGGAGGACUUCACCCGCGUCUACUUCGCCCUCAUGGGCCGCAACCUGUGCGAAGUGCGCGAAUUCUCCAAAUGGGAGGUACGCGUGCGCCUCAACGAAGAGACGGCCGUGGAAUGGGGGGGCACAGAGCAGAAGUGGAACCGCAACUUCCGCACCCCCAAGCGUGGCGUCGUGUGCUUUGGCGUGCACAGGCGCCAGGAACUCCUGUUCAACGGCUGGCAAUGGCCGGAGGAGAAGAGAGCGCGCGCCGAGUUCGCGGAGGAAGUCGGGCCGAUGGAGGAAAGGCUGGAGAUGGUCGUCGAGCCACCAGCCGGCAUCGACUGGGCGAGCCUAACGCAGCAACAAGCCAAAGUCCCUCCCGCGCCCUUCGAAGACCGCGCACCCACCUACUGGCCGAAAUGGGAAAAAGCUGACUUCGAGGUGGACGUCGUGCGCCCCUUGGCGGUGGCGCUGUGGAAGGCCGCGAAGUCCAUCUAUCUUCAUGCCUUCUUCUUUGGCUAUCAGUACAAUUGGAAAGCGGCGGCAAUGCGGUUGGAGGAGGCGUAUCCUCAGGGCGGCAAGGUGGAUUGGAAGAAGUUCAAGCGGGCGUACAAGCGGUUUGAAGGUGACAAUCUCGCAGUGAACUUUGCUGUUGAUCGCCAGGCGAGGGCGCAGUUGAUUAUGGAGAUGGAUCGGUCGUUGUGGAGUCGAAUGUGGCAUUGA
This is a messenger RNA of Neohortaea acidophila, 1311 nucleotides long. RefSeq lists its product as uncharacterized. The coding region runs from base 1 to 1311 and encodes 436 amino acids. The record is from RefSeq and is a predicted model, not a curated record. The transcript has a single exon. NCBI's taxonomy places the organism in Eukaryota, Fungi, Ascomycota, Dothideomycetes, Mycosphaerellales, Teratosphaeriaceae.